AUGUCUACCAGUACAUCAUCAUCAGCGGCAGCCGCGGCGGCGGCAGCAGCCGUAAUGAAAGGCCAAUCAUCACAACACACCACCACUACUACCACCACCAACAACAACAACACCAAUAACAAUAUCAACCGAUACUCGGAACUGUUGGCCAACUAUGCCUCGGGACUGGCCGACGAUAACAAAUCUGUUCAGCUAUUGUCCGGUUUUGUCGAGACGGCCAUGAAAUCGCCGCUCAGGGCAUCGCUGGAGCCAAUCUACCGGCAGCUGCAGGCCAUGUCUUUCGAUAAGUCGCCGUUUGUUAUCGCCAGCGUAGUCGGCCAGGAAUUGUUGGCCUCUGGCCACUAUGCCGACGCUGUUGUAGUACUUGAAUCGGCCCUACAAAUCGGAUCGUGUAGUCUGAAACUAAAGGGUUCGGUAUUUUCGGCACUAAGCAGCGCCUACUGGGCACUCAACAAUUUGGAUAAGGCUAUAACCUAUAUGCAACACGACCUCCAGGUGUCAAAAUCGUUGGGCGACUCACUGGGCGAGUGUCGGGCUCACGGCAACCUCGGUUCAGCCUAUUUUGCCAAAUGUCAGCACUCGGAUGCCCUACAAUCGCAUCGGUCACAACUAGUAUUGGCCAUGAAAUGUCAGCACACCCUACAGGCAGCCAUGGCCCUGACCUCACUGGGUCAUGUCUAUUCGGGUAUCGGCGACUUUGCCAAUGCCCUAUCGUCGCACAAGCACUGUCUGAAAUUGGUCCGUCAAAUUGGCGAUACGUUGGCCGAGGCCCGGGAGAUCGGUAAUGUCGGUUCCAUGUAUUUGGCUGCUGGCGAUAUUGAACGGGCACUGGAGUGUCACGUCGAACACGUCAAACUGGCCAAACUGUUGGGCAAUAAGGCCGAGGAAGCCCGAGCCUACUGUAACCUCGGGUCGGCUCAUCACUUCCGACGCAACUAUAAACAGUCGUUGCAUUUUCACGAACAAGUCUUAAGGAUAUCCCAGGAGAUCGGCGACAGGCAUAUCGAGGCCAAGGCCUACGCUGGACUGGGCCACGCCUCCAGAUGUAUGGGCAACUUUUUGCAGGCCAAACGUUGGCACGAACGGCAACUGGCUAUCGGGUUGGCCAAGAAGGACAAACAAAUUGAGGGCCAGGCGUGCAGUAAUCUGGGACUUGUCUACGAGCUGUUAGGCGAUUAUGACGGUGCCCUCAAACUACAUUGGAGUCAUCUGACAAUAUCGAAACAAUUGAACGAUUCGUCCGGUAUGGCCAAGGCCUACGAAAAUAUUGGUAACGCUGUAACCAAACUACAGGGGCUCAGGGAUCAAAACAACAGCAGUCCGACUACAUCAGAACCGGCACCGUUAGCUCAUCCGAGGCCACGGCUUAGCCGUGAAGGCGGUCCGGGAUCGACAUGCAGUUUCAGUCGACUCUAUCGUAAUUCGGCGUUUUCAGUGUAUCAGCACCGGGGAGGAGGAGGAGGCGGUAGUGGUGGCGGCAGUGCUAUCAUGAAAAAGUCUGGCCAAAACAACCGGCCGACCAAUAGCACCGGUAGUCUAUACGAAUCGAAUGGUUGUGUCGGAGGCGGCGGUAGCGGUGGCGGAACAGAGUCAAGUCCCGAGUCGGCGACCGGAGGAGGAUUGUACGGUAAAACAAAGUUUAAGCCACAGUCGACGGCAACGGUGCUCAGUGUGGACAUACCUAUGAUGGGUGGUAUGGCCUUUAAUAACGGUUCAUUCAGUGACGACGACUUUUCUGGCGGCGGCGGUGGCGGACGAAAAGCGGCGUACAGUAUGAAUGGUAGCGUCGGCGGCGGCGGUAGUAUUGGAAACGGUAGUACUAGUAGUAGCCGUAAAAACAGUGCGUUUAAUGUUGUCUACAAUCGUCGACAACAACAACAACAGUUGUCGGCCGUCGACCGAACCUCACAACAGUCAGCGGACGGAUCAUUGGGAUCUCAGACGGAUGUUAUGUCGCAAACAACGGGCGGCUCCGGUAGUCAUCGACAGCAGCAGCCAUUACAGCGAAAACUAUCGCACGAGAGUAGUGGUGGUGGUCGACGUGCCAGUAGUAGUCCCGGAGCCGUAUUAUCCGAUCAUAUAUUGACGGCAGCAUCGGGAUCUGUGUGUGGCGGCACUAGUGGUAGUACUAGUAGUCGCACUAGUAGGCCGUGUGGCAGCGCUUUUCAAAUAUACCAGAAUCGGAGUCAAAUUGUCGAAAAUCAACAGCAACUGCACCAACAAAAUCUGUACUACCAGUCGAUGAACGGUAGCACCGGUAGUAGUGGUGUUGGCAAUGGUAGUCAACAUUACGAUAGUGUUACACACGAAGUAGUAGUAAUGCCUACAACUAAUAUAGUCUAUGCCAUGAAUAAGUGCCAAUUGAAUAGUAAUACUAUUAAUAAUACUAUUGAUGAUAUCGGUAAUGUCGACACCAUUGGCUAUGGUAUAGUAGGUGCUGGCGGUGACAACAACACACAGUUGGUGGUCGAUGAUGAUGAUGUGAUUGUAAAUACAGAUAGACUAGUAGUGAGAGAUGACAUCAUCAUCAGUGAUGGUGACUAUUCAAUGGGAAAGGGAUUACAACAACCACAACAACACCAACAACCAAAACAAAAGUUUGGUAGUGGCCUAAGGAACAGUGCUUUUCAUGUUUACAGACAACCACCACAACAACAACAAUACAGAGAUAACGAUGAUGUCGUAGAGCACAUGGAUAUCAGUCAACAGCAACACCAACAGCAACAACACGACAUUGCAGUAUACAGUAAAACAACACCAAAAUCGGCUCCGGGAUCUGUUAGCGGCGGUUCGGAUCGUAUGAUGCCGAUGCCGACCAGUGCUCGUACCAGUGCUUUCUCGGUCUACCGGCGCCAACAGCAACACCAUCAUAACCCGCACCGCCAGCAGCAGUCCAACGGUGCUACCGGCGGCGAUCAUCAUACUAAUCAUCACUCGACCACCACUACUAACAGCCGGCACACUAACAGCACCGGUAGUCUAUCGUCGACAAACAAUACCGGAUCGUUGUCGUCAACUAAUUCGACGCCCAGUCCAGUAGUCUAUGCAACGGUUCGCAGCAAACUUGGCGGCGGCGGUGCCGGCGAUCAUAGCCAACACCAACAACAACAGUCCAAUAAAUCGGUAGCCGAUAUACUGACGACUACCGGUGCCGUUAAAGCAUUGAUUGCCAAAAACAAUGAGCUAUCGCUAAACGGUUUUAAACCGAAACCAAACCCUAAACCCGAUAGCCUAUGGAUUAGACAGUCAGUGCAAAGACAACUGUCCUCAUCGCACGAUAACACAAAUGAUCAAUAA
Messenger RNA from Oppia nitens, 3297 nucleotides. RefSeq lists its product as uncharacterized. The record is from RefSeq and is a predicted model, not a curated record. The transcript has 6 exons. NCBI's taxonomy places the organism in Eukaryota, Metazoa, Arthropoda, Arachnida, Sarcoptiformes, Oppiidae. Gene Ontology annotation, molecular function: protein binding. Bases 1 to 3297 code for a protein of 1098 amino acids.